Messenger RNA from Peronospora belbahrii, 975 nucleotides. The record is from the annotation of a GenBank genome assembly. Lineage: Eukaryota; Oomycota; Peronosporomycetes; Peronosporales; Peronosporaceae.
AUGCGACUAUCAAGAGUAGGAAACUUUUCACGUUUCAAUUCUGCUACUGCUGUCUUUGUAGGAGAGAUGCUAAAAUUAAUGACGUGUUUUAUCUUGCUAUCUUACGAAUUCUAUACACUCAAGAAACCACAACGACGAAAGCGUAUGAGGAAUUCGUUUCGAGCCAUUACCAAUCCAGGCGAAUUAGUGCGCAUGAGUGUACCAGCAAUGCUUUACGUGGUGCUAAAUAAUUUACAGUAUGUAGCAGUGUCCAAUCUAGAUGCUCCCACGUUUCAGGUCAUGUACCAGCUAAAGAUUCUUACUACUGCCAUCUUUUCGGUUGUCAUAUUGCGGAAAACGCUGCUGAGUAUACAAUGGGGCGCUAUUGUUACGCUGACGAUCGGCGUUGCGCUCGUGCAAUUGGAUGGAAAUUUGGCUGCCGGGAAUACAGUAAAGGAUGAUGCGGCAACGCAGAGCACUACGAAGGGCAUGCUGGCUGUUGUCGCUGCUUGUAUCUGUUCAGGCUUUGCUGGUGUGUACUUUGAAAAGAUUCUGAAAGGCGCGGGUUUGAAGACUACAUUAUGGGAACGAAAUGUACAAAUGUGUUUGCUUGGGCUAAUGCUCUCGGGUGGCGGUCUUGUAUACAACGACUUUGAGUCAAUUAUGACACGUGGAUUUUUCUAUGGCUACUGUCCUGUAGUCUGGGCGGCCAUUAGUCUCUCGGCUUUUGGUGGUUUACUUACGGCUGUGGUUGUCAAGUAUGCCGACAAUAUUCUGAAAGCUUUUGCAACAUCCAUUGCUUUAGUUCUCUCGGUUAUCAUGUCGGUAUUUGUGUUUGACAAGAUCCCAACGGGUCAAUUUGUAAUUGGAGCAAUUCUUGUCAAUGGUUCCGUGUACGCGUACGGUAGAGCUCCUGAGUGGUAUAAAGACCAUAUUAAACCUGUCUUACCUUUUCCAGGCGAUAAGAAUCUGAUGGAAGUGAAACAAAUAGCUUAG